GAAGGGUCCGCGCCACCCUGCUCUGUCCAUCCACCAAACACGAACAGGCCUGCCCCCCCUCCCCCUCGCACACGUCGUACCACCACCACCAUCAGCAGCAGCCAGCAGGCCAUGGAGGCGGAGGCGUUCCCGAUACGGUUCACGCAGGGCGUGCGAGCCUACUGGCGUCGCCGCAAGUACCACCGCCUGGCGGAGGGCGCCGACGGCACCAAGCCCCGGUCGCGGUCGCGGCAGCUGGGCUCGGCCUCCGGCGUCGGCGGGGCGCGGCUGCGGCGCCGGGUGCGCGUGCUGCUGGCGGGCCCGCGGCGCGCGCUGGCGCGGGCGCGGGACGCGUACGUGGGCGGCAUGCUGUCGCUGGCCAAGCGCGCGUCGGCGCUCGCGCUGCCCGGCGCCGUCGAGGCGCUCUGGACCAAGCGCGUGCCGCGCCGGAAGCAGGGACAGCUCCCGGCGGCGCCGGCCGGCAGCGGCAAGCCCACCGAGUUCGAGCAGCGGCUCAUCUUCGAGAUCUACAAGUCCAUCGUCGCGUCCAAGGAGCUCUCCACCAUGCUCCACGCUUCCGCACCGCAGCCCGCCACGCUCGCCGCGGGGAUCCCGUCCACGCAUCUGCUCGACAUGUGAGCGAUCCGUGCACUGUCCGCCGCUGGAGAAGGAGAACGCGAGGCCGAUGGAGCCGAUCGACGACCCGGCCGGAGCGAGCUCGUUAGCUUAAUUGUAAGAGAGAUUUAGAGAAUCCCAAGCUGUUAAAUAGUACUAGCCUCGUUUUAUUUCUCGUAAUCAUGCAUGCACCCCAGUACUAGUACGUACUGUGCAUGCAAGCAAGCCACCCCUGCUGCAAAAGAGGCAGCUUGUUGCAGUAUGUUGUAUGUAAAUGUAAAUUUGUAAGAAAAUUUGACGACCAAAAAUUCGUGGUUCCCUCCCAUA
Molecule: messenger RNA, 921 nt
Organism: Sorghum bicolor (sorghum)
Lineage: Eukaryota; Viridiplantae; Streptophyta; Magnoliopsida; Poales; Poaceae
Exons: 1
Coding region: 112-618 (168 amino acids)
Source: RefSeq, a predicted model, not a curated record